This is a messenger RNA of Beta vulgaris subsp. vulgaris (sugar beet), 759 nucleotides long. RefSeq lists its product as uncharacterized. The transcript has a single exon. NCBI's taxonomy places the organism in Eukaryota, Viridiplantae, Streptophyta, Magnoliopsida, Caryophyllales, Amaranthaceae. The record is from RefSeq and is a predicted model, not a curated record. Bases 1 to 759 code for a protein of 252 amino acids.
AUGGGCAGUAUAGUUUGCAUGCAUUGCCAAUGGAAAAACUGUCCACGUGCUUGGAAAGGAUUAUACCAAGGAAGGAGUAAAACUGCAACGGUUAUCUUAGAAGCUGUUGCCUCAUGUGACUUAUGGAUAUGGCACGCAUUUUUUGGAACACCUGGAACUUACAAUGACAUCAACGUGUUGCAACGAUCUUCGGUGUUUGAUGAUUUAUAUCAGGGUAAAGCCCCUCAAGUGAACUUUACAGUCAAUGGUAACACAUAUAACAAAGGAUACUAUCUAACUGAUGGGAUAUAUCCUAAGUGGGCCGUGUUCAUCCCAGCGAUUCGACUCCCAAUGAAUCCCGUGGAUCAAUUGUUCACUGAGCGACAAGAAUCGGUCCGAAAAGAUGUUGAGCGGGCCUUUGGUGUUCUUCAAUCACGUUUCGCAAUAAUACAAAGACCAGCUCUUGUAUGGGAUGAAACGUUGUUGUGGGAGAUAAUGCUGGCUUGUAUAAUUCUUCAUAAUAUGAUUGUUGCGGAUGAACGAGAUACAUAUCAGAAUUAUGGUGACAUGUCAGAAUUCGAGCAAGAAAAUGCAACAGCAAUUAGCGGAUCAACACAUACAAACUAUUCUGUGCAACAUGGUCGAAUUAAUGAUAUUGGAAUGGAACGAUAUAUGGAAAGGCGAGCUAAUGCAUGGGAUAGAAAUGUGCACAACGCCUUACAAAGAGACUUGGUUCAACAUAUUUGGCAAAUUAAUCACCAGUCUACUGAUGACGAUUGA